Messenger RNA from Cladophialophora carrionii CBS 160.54, 651 nucleotides. RefSeq lists its product as uncharacterized. The record is from RefSeq and is a predicted model, not a curated record. The transcript has a single exon. Bases 1 to 651 code for a protein of 216 amino acids. NCBI's taxonomy places the organism in Eukaryota, Fungi, Ascomycota, Eurotiomycetes, Chaetothyriales, Herpotrichiellaceae.
AUGCUCCAUGCUCUUCUGGCUAACAUAAUAUCUGACUCACAAGCUGCCAUCGAGCUUCUGAAGACGGUGCGGCUACUGCAGUACUUCGACCUAGCUGGAAUAGCGGAAAGCGUUGCUGAAGUCAGCGACGGUGUGUACCGAGACUCCCAGAAACACCAAAGACGAUGCGAAACCGGCAUUUUCCACAAUCUUGUCCUUAUUCAAGGGCUAUGCCCGACGGUCUCUGCCACCUAUCGACGAAGCAACCUCUUGCAAGCGAACGCCUUACUGGCAAGUCUGGGCCGAAAUAUCACGCAGCUCUCCAGAUCGUCGGGCGACAAUUUGGUCAUAGUGGAGUUUCUGGUUGAGAGGGAGGAAGCAGAUGACAUGCAGCAGAAGCAAGACGUAGUUCGAUCCAGAACAACCAGGACCAUGGCGUUGGAUUCUAGCUUUUUGGGUCCAAUGGGAGAGACUCUGAGGGUAGCAUCGUGUCAUGAGACGCUGGCGAAGACGCUGGCAGCCAGCUUGGAUCGUAUCGUCGCUGUGCAUGAUGGGCUGGGACGAAUUACUAGCGACAAGUCUAGCAAAGGAUCUCAAGAGCAGGUCAUCGAAGUGAUCAAAGACCGAAGCGGCAACCUGACUGGACUAUGGGAUGUUUGGAGGGAGGCGUGA